GUCUAUGUUUGAUAGGGAGAAACGGUCCAUAAAUAACUAUUUUUUAAAGUGUACGAGGACCUCGUAGUACACUGUCAUCAUGAUAACGCUUGGUUUGACUUCGGGAGUCCCAGUUCGGCCUCACUGUGUUGCACUACACUUAAACGGUUUUGGGAGAGCGAGUUGAUCCAUAUAGGUUGAUGGUUUGGCUUUCGCCUUUCAAUUAGAGGACAUGCCUUUAAUUUCGUUUAUGGAAUUUUAUUUUAUUGAGUAUCUCCAGUUUUCUACUAGGAUACCGUAUCACGCCCAGCCCAGGUUGGCUCUGGAAGACAGGUUGAAUUUCUAAAUGAUUUGAAAUGUCUGAAGUGCAGCUAAGCCUGUUUAGCCAAACGAGAUUUAGAAUCUUUAAAAAAAAUUUUAAAGGACCAAUAAACCAUUUCACAGUACCAGUUAGUAAUCCAGGCCUUCAUCUAGUGAUCCCAUUUUGGAAAAUUGACCGGUUAACCGGACGUGUUACUCGGAAUUUGACCUGCCUUUACGCUAACGUUUGCAAUCCCGACACCGUUGGUUCGCCAAGGUUAAACAGUCCCCAGGUCAAAUUAGCGCACAGGGGACCGAAUAGCCAAUAACUGGAUCUUUGCUGGACGACUUACGCUUGCGUGAACAAAAGGUGCAGUGGCGCAGUGCGAGGGUUUAGUCCCUGGCUUACCGUUCGACCUGGAUACUCGCCACGAGGUUACAAGACCUUCGGUCCGGAUUUUCCGCCCGCAAGUUUUGCUAUACUAGCGCCUUGUGCCUAGGUAUUUGUCGACGGAGUGUGGUGACUUCAGUACACGCAGCACUGACGCACCGUAUCGGCUAGUGGGUGAUUCUUGGGUGUUCUGGUGGCGAUUAAUAUACUCGAUUCCAAUGGCGAGUUUUGUGAAAGAUCUCAUGCGACAGUAUGAUGAGGCCAAACCCAACGCAGAUCCCCGAACCCGGAACUGGUUGCUGAUCUCAGACUCCCCGUACCCAGUAUGGGUGCUGACUGUCAUCUACGUUGCGAUGGUGAUGCUUGGCCCGCACAUCAUGAAGAACCGCAAGCCGUUCAAUCUGCAGUGGUUCCUGGUCGUCUACAACCUGGGUCUGGUUGGACUCUCGGUCUACAUGUUUGUAGAGAUCUUCCUCAGUGUCUAUGAUGCUGGCUAUGACAUGGCGUGUGCCAAGUAUAACAAAGAUUCUAUCACAAAUCCCAAAGAGCUGAGGGUCUCCAAGGUGCUGUGGUGGUACUUCUUUUCCAAGGCUAUCGAGCUGCUGGACACAGUGUGCAUGAUUGCCCGCAAGAAGUUUGAGCAGGUCACCUUCCUCCACGUGUUCCACCACGCCAGCAUGCUCAACAUUUGGUGGUGGACAAUGAUGUUUAUACCUGGAGGAAUGUCCUGGUUUGGAAGCUGGAUGAACUGUUUAGUCCAUGUAGUUAUGUAUCUAUACUAUGGUCUUUCUGCCAUCCCCUCGCUCAGGAGCAAGCUGUGGUGGAAGCGUUACAUCACCCGCUUCCAGCUGCUGCAGUUCUGCAUCACCUUCACACACACAGUCAACUCCAUCCGUGUGGGUUGUGACUUCCCACGCUGGGGCCAGAACCUGCUCUCCGGCUACAUGGUAGUCAUGCUCAUCCUCUUUGGCAACUUCUAUAUGCAGGCCUACAUCAAACGCAGUGCCAGCAAGAAAACCAAUGCAAUCUCAUCCUCAUCCUCAUCCUCAUCCUCAUCCCCGUCCUUUGAGAAUGGCAGUGCCUUCAGCAACAUGGAGGCCAACGGUCACACUGCCCGCCGCACCAAGCAUGACUAAAUAUAGAAUGCUCGUCGACCAACAUUGUCAGUCGUGGUCGAUGUGUAGAUGUAGCCUCAGUCAGAGAUGUUUAACUGCUUGUUCGAGUGGCGUGCUUUCACGGAGCUAGCCUCUUGCUGCUGAUAGAAAAUUAUUCUAAUCAAUAGUGUUGAUAAUUUAUCAGAGUAUACAUUUUUAUGUGAUCUAUUUAUUGAUAGAGAUAUGCACCAGACAUUUGAAUGAGACGCCAACAGGCCCAGUUCCUCUGUUACUUUAGCAGUACUGACAUGGAAGAUUCUUGUACCUGUGCAGGGGAUUUAUGUUCAGCUCUCCUUGCAUAAAGGAAACCUCCAAUGAAGUUGAAUGUACUCCUGUGUGGUGCAUGUUAGAUGAUUGCACUGUAUCCUAGAAGGAAAGGGUCAAUAGGAGAUUUGCGGAGGAAGGAAAAGUCAGUUGGAAAGGGCAAAGUUGGUAAAACCAUUCAAUGAAUAAGUACUAAUAUAAAGAAGAAAGCGACCUAGUUUUUCUCUAGUCAGUGUGUUUCUAUUUAGUAUGAAAGCUUGCAAACUAUUUUUGAUAAUUGGCAAUCCUCAAGUGCUCUUCCGUUCAUGAAGGGCUUGCAUUUUUUUACCUCUAGUCUAGGACAGGAAUGACAAACAAACUUUAUGUUUCAGAAACAGUCUGCUAUACUUUUUAAAAAUCUAAAAUAUCUAGAAUUAGAAAUACUGUUCCAGCAAUGGAUGUAAAGAGAAAUAUGAAAAACUUUUUAAUUUGCUGUUGAGUCACACACGCACACAAUGUGUGAAAGCUAAAUUGCUGCUUGUUGUUGCCAUGUAUUUUUUUUACUGGAGAACAAAUAGCGUCAGAUCUUGUUUUCUAUGUAAGUGCGAGAGUGCUUGAAGUCACCAUCUGGAAUGUUUGUGCUCUGAUCACAAUUGCUUUAUGAUUAGUUGACUUGUGCCGCGAAAGUAUGGCUGGAGUGACCAGUUUGCAGGACUCUGAGAGAGCUAAUCCAAUUGUUGUACAUUGUUGUGAGUGAUAGUGCCCUGCCUGUAUUCUGUACUUUUCACUUUUUUAUACUUUAUUUUUGUAAGCUCACAAGAUGGGCUGCGAUGCUGACUUGUAGAGUGUUUUAAAGUCCAGAAGUAUAUCUAAGUUGCACAAUUUUUCCAUUCCUCAGCUGUGUGGACCUGAUUAAAAUGUUGUCACUCUAAUACCUUAUAUGCUGCUAUCGUUUUUCGAUUGUUUUUUUUUUUUAAUUUUUUUUUUAAGAAAAGGGAACAUUUGUUUGUUUUUUUAAACGUCUCAGCAUAUGUUUGUGCAUAUAUGUGUGUGUUUGCGUGAGUGCAAUUUUACCAUAGUCAUGUCAACAAAUGUUGAGAAUAUGCUUCUCUAUUCCUUUGCUAUUCCCUUGCUCUGUUCUCUCUCAGAGGUCAUUGUUUCUUAUAAUGAUGUAAAUCGGACAAAGUGUUGGUGGCCAACCACUCAAAGAUAGUUAAUCAAAGUUAGUUACGUAGUAAUUUAGAAUAACCAAAUUUAUAUCUUUUAAAUUGUUCUGUAUGGUUUUUAACGUCCUUUUUUUUAUUUGCCUACCUCCGGUAUGAAGUGGAAAUGUCAGAGUCAAUUUUUAAAAAUCUACUUCAGGGCUUUUUAAAUUUUAAAAAUUGUUUUUGGUUUUACUUUACAUUCUUGAUUUUUUAAAUCUUGUGUGCGACUGUAUUUAUUUCAUACUCUUCCCUGUCAGUUUUUGUGUAUGUUUGGGGCCUGACAUAGAGGGGGUUCCAUUUUCUGCCAUUCAAUUUUGAAAUCAUGUUACUUUUUUGUAUAGAUGGACAGCCUCCUGAACUUUAAUUGUCCCCUUUUGAAAUGUAACAUCAUAGCUCCUUUGAGCCCUUUAUUUUGCUCAUGGUUUUGUCUUUCGGAACACAUGCUGUACACUUUCAUUAUGUGAACUGAUAAUUUCAACAUAAUCUGAACGCUUUACUACUAAAAGGAAGAUCUCUUAUUUUCCUGAAGUUUUGUGAGUCAUUCAGGUGGAGGGGGUGGGAGUUUGUUUUUUAUGUGAAAAAUGAACAGGGAAGUCUGUCUUGAUUGUCAAACUUACCAAGUUCUGUUGAUGAUACUCUUCGAAGAGUUGUGGAUUGGAUGUGGUUGUGUAUUGCGCAUUUUGCAGAAAACUGAAUGGCUACUCACCUGUUUUAUGAAUGUUGUAAUUCCCAGUCCUUUCUCUCAUCAAGGACAAUUGUCUUUAACUAUAGAAUGCAUAAAAAUGUGUUUGAGAUGUGGCAUUCACAACCAUUGUAAGUAAUUUAUGACUCUAAAAUUUUGAAAAAUCGGAAAAGUAAGUAGCACUGUCCUUAUUAGUUGAUGAAACUUCAGUUUCCUUGAUAAUUUUUUAACACAAAAAAAUUCAUGGAAAGAGAACAUAAUAUUUCGCUUGACAAAAACAAUUUGUCAUUGGUUAAUUCAAAGUCAUGCGGCAUUUUAAUGAAAAUAUUACAAAAUGGGUGUGCCUGCAUGAAGUCUUGCUGGCCAAACUGGGUGGGUAGGCGUUGAGUUCACCAGUUGGUGCACGUGCAUGGUCUUGUCAAGUAUCCUCGACCUUUUGGAGAGGUCAUUUUUUCAAGUUCGCAAACUUUUUAAUUACCAGUGGUGUGCGGAGCUGGCUUUAGCAUAUAGCAUUCUUAUCUGUUCAUAUUUUAUGCGACAUGUGGAAUGACAUUUUUUUCCUCCCCCCCUUCUUUGAGUGCACACACAAUUUCCCCAACUUUACUUUUACGUGGCUUUAAGUCAGAGGUCAAGAGCCGAAGGGCUGCUGGAUUAACAACUUCUAUCUGUGUAUGGGUAAAGAUGUGCUUGUUUAUGUGACUUCAGUGUGGUUUUAGGGGGGGGGUGGGGGCUUCUUGGUUUGUACACAGAGAUAAGGUAUAUAUUUAUAUAAAGUGUUUUUGAGGUUUUAAAACUGCUGCUCUUUGGCCAACAGACUUUGUACACUUUAUUCUCAUCUAAAAGAAUGAAAAAUACUUUCGUCAAAAUGACUUGAAUUUUUAUUGCGAAAUGAAGAAGAUUUCUAUUAUAAAGGAAGUAUGUUAUUGCUUCGUAUCAUUACCAUUGCGCAUAUAAAACAAAUUUUGUGAUGAAGUAAAAUAAAUGUUUGUGCUGGCGUCUUUUGCUGAAAAUAUUGUUUUUACAGCUUUACUGAACUCAGAAGGUAAUAGUCUUCUCAUUAUUCUAUUUAGAUAUAUUGUGGCAUUCUUAGACUUUAAAGCUAUUACAUUUUUAUCAUAUGGGUAAUUUAUGCCUUGCUCUGUUGCCAUAAGUACUGAAAGUAAAUGCUGAGUUUGUGAACUUCAUGCCAUGAAAUUCUAAAUUUGAUGUAGGGAAUAUUGAAUAUGUUGAAGGCAGAGUGUGUUUUUUCCCCCCCAUCUUGUUGUUUUAGCCAUUGCUGUUACUUUGUUAUACAAGUUUAUUUCCUUGCCAUAACUUGUCGCAAUACUGUCUCUGUGUGUACUUAAUUUUGUACUUCAGUAUUUCCAAUCCUCCGGUGCAUUUCAGUCGAGUCGUCUUAACUAUUUCAGUUCUAAAGAUUCUUAAAUUUAUUAUCGGAGUAGAAUAUUGUGUAUUUGGGAAUAGUAGUUUUCCCAAUUUCUAUGCGCGCCUUCUUCUCCAGCUUCAAAAUUGUAUUUGGUGAUCAGUAGAGUUGGAAUAUGUGGAUGGUAUCUACGGAAGCUUCAUAUGCCGAUGGGAUGUUACAGCAGCUCUAGAUACCCAUUAUGUUGCAAUGCCGUUUGUUCCCACGGUUACUGAGCAUGCCGUUUGUUCCCACGGUUACUGAGCAAUUGAGAUGCAUUAUGGAGUUUGCAAGCCAUCCCUUGGAUUUGAUACAGCACUCUAUGUCAUAAAGCUAAGACAUUGUUGUGUGAGCUUACAACACUUUACUUGGUGGAACAGACCCUGAGUUCCUGUUGUGUCUCCUUAGGCUACCCACUUCCUCUUCUUUGUCAAUUUUGUACUGACGACGAUGGACACUGACUAGAUUUUUCUGAAAUGUUACCAGUUCAGCUGUUCUUGAUUUAAUUUUUUAUUUUUUUUUAGCCCUGUUUGUUUUUCUCAUGUUUACAGUUUUAAUAUUAACAUGCUCUGCUAGGUGUCAUUCAGAGACUCUGAAACUCAAGAAACCAAACUUGUGUUUCUUGAAAAGAAUUGGGAAUGUGUUGUGGACAUGUUUACUGAACAGCUGGACGUUCACUUGAGUAAAGAGGCCUGACUAAGCCAGUUCUGGGUGAUGUAAUCCAAAUGGAAAUGUAUGGAAAGAGUUCGUAUGAUUUUUGUUUUGGUGUUUCAAAAAAGAAAAUACUGCUGUCAGAGACUGCUCAAACCCAGCUUUUAAAAUCAGAGUAUGUUAAACAAUAAAUAUUCUUUUUGCCCUUCUUUACUCCAUUUAAGGUGACUUUUGUCGUGACAAAUAGAGAUGUUGACAAACGCCUAAUGGUAGGAGUUGGACUGCAGGGGUCACGGAUGAUUUUAGCUGAAUUCCAUCUCAUAUGAGUGCACGGUCCAGUCUUAUUUCCUACCCAUAACUGAUCAUUCAGACUGCCAAGUCCCAAGUGUCUACUCUUCUUUAGUCAGGAUGGUUUUCCUGGAGAGUUUUUGAUGUUGCUUGUAUAAAUGUCGAGGUGAGUGAGGCGGCUUUUGAAUUUAAGUUUCCUGCCCACCUCGUAACGAGCCAUGUCUCAAGACGUUGCCAUGUCGACUCAUGCGUGAAAGUUUGGGCUUCGACCCCAUUAGGUUAACCAUUUUCUUGGUUGUCUUUUUCUGAAGCUGUGUAGAGCAGUAUGUUCUCAUCAAAUUUAUACGGGUUUGGGGUUUAUUUUUGUCAUACAUAUUGCAUAAUGCUGCUUAUCCAGAAUGUACACUACUUUUGACAGCAAGCUCUGAUAAAUUUUGGUUUUAAAAAAAUGUAGAUGAUUGCUUGAUAUUUUUCCAACUGUUGUUUUCUAUGGUUGCAUUUUCUAUUGAUGACUUUUGAUAAGACAUGAGUUUUAAAGAUUUCUCUGAAGCUAAUAUCAAAGUGCCCACAGCAUGCUAUGUUAUCCCUCCCCUUGUGUGAGCUUUAAAGCUACAAGCCUCCUUACUGUAUGCAAGUGUUGUGCUUGUGUGCGUUGUGUAUGCCUGACCCAUGUCUGCUCUCUCUUGUUGUUUUAUUGGAAUUUUUUUUUCCCAUUCAUUGUUUAUGUUUUAUUGAUCUUUUUUUUUUUUUUUUAGAUGUUGUUGAGCAGUUUUCCCCCCCAAUGUUAGUGCAAUAUCAGACUGUCUGGUCAGAUAGAGGCCCUUAGUUCAAGUGUUUAGCUACUUUUGUUAUUUUUUCAGUGGUGAACUAAUCAUUUGGUCAUAGAGUAAUGGAAUAAAAAAUUCUCUAAUUUUA
Molecule: messenger RNA, 7210 nt
Organism: Aplysia californica (California sea hare)
Lineage: Eukaryota; Metazoa; Mollusca; Gastropoda; Aplysiida; Aplysiidae
Product: elongation of very long chain fatty acids protein 2
Biological process (GO): very long-chain fatty acid biosynthetic process; fatty acid elongation, polyunsaturated fatty acid; fatty acid elongation, saturated fatty acid
Cellular component (GO): endoplasmic reticulum membrane
Molecular function (GO): fatty acid elongase activity
Source: RefSeq, a predicted model, not a curated record